AUGCCGUGCAAGACGAGAAAUAUGGACUCAGAGGAGAGGAUGGCGGCCGCCCACGAGCUUGAGUUGAAGCACGAGAAACACAUCCACCAGGCACAACUGAUCGCCAAGGAGGAAGACGCGCGUAGACAAAGGGUUACAAAGCAGGUGCUUCUUGCAGAGAACUCGACAUUACGCGAGCAGCUCGCCGAGAAAGACGCUCAGAUCAACCAACUGACCGACAAAUGCGACGAGACGCGCUCCGAGCUGGACUCCCUGAAGGCCGCUAGUCAUGAUCAACAGACCCAAAUAAAGUCACAAACAAGAGAAUUCGCCAAUAUCAAGGCCGAACUUGAGUCACUCAACAGUUUGUCUCAAGAGUCAACCAAGGUUCUUUCCGAGAAGCUGGCUCUUUCUCGAGAGCUCAACGCUUUAAGGCCCGAAUUGGAGCACUUGCGGUCACAAGUGGCUCACCAGCAAACAGCCAUCGCGGAAAAGUUGGCGUUGGAACGGGAACUCAACAUGGUUGAGGUGCAAUUGGCCAACGAGAAACGCGUACGGGAACAACAAGCAGCCCAAGCGGAGGGCAACAAGACAACCGAGGACGAGCUGAGUCGCAAGCUAAAGGACACCGAGAAGAAGUUGGCCGUCGAGAAGCGAGAAAAGGAACAAUUGCAAAAAGAACUCGAUUCUGUCGCUGCCGCUGCGCAGAUGGGCGAGGACAACAAGAAAGCAGACCAGGAGCUCAAGAAGAAGCUACAGGAGGCAGAGAAAACGCUUCUGACCGAAAGGCGUGAGAAGGAGAGGCUUCGUAAGGAGAACGAGGUGGCACUGUCGGAGGCUCAGGCACAGAACGAAAUGCUGGAGCAGCGUCUUGACACCCUGAGAUCAAAGCUACGGAUUACUCAGGAGGAACUCAAGUCGAUGCGAUCCGAAGUCGUCCACACAAGUACCGUGCCUACGAAGAAGGCAGAUACCGCCGCGCGGGUUGGCGGUGCCAAGGCGCAGAAUGCUCGCAAGCGCCGAGUAGAAGAACUCAGCAUAAGCGACAUGAGCAUUGGAACGCCAGAGGAUGUCACACGAGGCAGGCGACAACUUAAGAAGAAGGAGCAAGCCCUGGUAGGCGAAAAAUCGACAUUCUCCAUCACUCCUUUCUUGGCCAAAAGCAAGACUCUUACCGUUGAGGACGCGGUUGCCGAGGAGGAAGAAAACGAAGCCGAUGUCAGUUACGUGCCUCUUGCACACCAGGCUCAACAGGCCGCUGCUGAGGCUGAGGCGGAGGCCCAGGCAAGUGCUGGAGAAGAUGAUGGGGCUGAGCCCGAAACUGCAGACUCGGCAGAAGCGGAGCCCGAAAAACCCGCCCUCGCUCCCAAAGAAACCAAGACUAAGACGAAAGCCAAAAGCAAUGGAGAAACCAAGAAGGCGCGUGGCAGGCCCAAGAAGGCAUUGGCUGAGUCAUCCCCGAACAUGCCUGUACAGGCCCCGUCCGCGAGCAAUGACGUGGCCAAGUCAGGUUCUCUGCUUGACAAGGUUCUCGAGGAGCCCGAGGCCGGCGAACAGGAGAAUGCAAUUCCUCCCGCGAAGAUCUCUGCAGCGGAGAAGAAAGCGUCGGUGACAAGUACGGGUGUGCGCGAACAAGAGGUCAAGAGAAAGAAGCGCAAGCUCGCCGGCGACUCAACCACUCUUUUCGACGACGAUGGUGAGGUGGAGACUGCGAAUGUCAAGCGACCUGGUGGUAAAGUUGCGCCAGGAGCCGGCAAGGCCCUAGGCAAGACGCACUUGUCCUUGGUGCGUAACGCGGGCGCAUUUGGCAAGAGGACAUUCUCUCCACUCAAGAAAGAUAGGAGAGGUGUUGGUGCUAGUUUCCUGGCAUCACCCGCCCGCGCUCUCAUGAGAGUUUCCAGACGACAGUCUUUUCCCUUGCUUUCUACAGCUUGUGUGGAGUGCCGGAAUACACUCAAUGCUGGCGCCAGUCAGAUGCGGGCAUCUUCGUCCAACUCGAGAUGGAAGAUGAGGCAGGGCAAGGAUAUUUUCGCGCGCGAGGCCAAGGUCCAGGGCCUCAAAAGCAGAGCGGCGUUCAAGCUUCUAGAGAUGGAUUCCAAGUACAGAAUUUUCCGCAGGGGACAGACAGUGGUGGACCUGGGAUAUGCUCCUGGGAGUUGGUCGCAGGUCGCCGCCGACCGCACGAAACCCCACGGACAGAUUUUGGGAAUCGACAUCAUCCCGGCCCAGCCACCAAAGGGCGUCUCGACGAUCCAGGGUAACUUCCUCUCGCCUGACGUCCAGGAGAUGGUGAAGGACUACCUCGUCCGGCACAAGAAAGGCCGUCCGGCCCGGCCACCAGCCUCGACGACCUCACCUGAGGGAGAGGAGAGCACAGGCACAGACGAGGCCGCCAUUAUCGAGGACCAGCCGAGCUAUAUUGACAUGGAGAGGGCGGCUUCAGAGACGCCCGACAAGUCUGAGUUUGUUGCUGAGACAACGAAGCCAAAGGAUGGUCGGUUGGUGGAUAUUGUAUUGAGUGACAUGUCAGCACCUUGGGACCAGACCACCGGGUUUGGAGUGAACAGUCUUAGUAAUCCCUAUCAUAGGAUGAUGAACACGAGCGGCAUGGCCUUUCGGGAUCACGCCGGUAGCAUGGACCUUUGCAUGGCCGCGCUCCAAUUCGCCAACGAUACGCUAAAGAACGGCGGCCACUUUGUUUGCAAAUUCUAUCAGGGCUCCGAGGACAAGGCGUUCGAGAUGAAGUUGAAGACCCUUUUUGCGAAGGUGUUCCGCGAGAAGCCCGAGUCGUCUCGUAGCGAUUCGAAAGAAGCGUACUUUGUGGCUCUUAGGAGGAAAGGUGAAGUACAACUUCAGGGGGGCAAUAAUAGCUUGUGA
Molecule: messenger RNA, 2856 nt
Organism: Colletotrichum gloeosporioides
Lineage: Eukaryota; Fungi; Ascomycota; Sordariomycetes; Glomerellales; Glomerellaceae
Product: rRNA methyltransferase 2
Exons: 10
Coding region: 1-2856 (951 amino acids)
Biological process (GO): RNA methylation
Cellular component (GO): mitochondrion
Molecular function (GO): rRNA (uridine-2'-O-ribose)-methyltransferase activity
Source: RefSeq, a predicted model, not a curated record